Molecule: messenger RNA, 411 nt
Organism: Protopolystoma xenopodis
Lineage: Eukaryota; Metazoa; Platyhelminthes; Monogenea; Polystomatidea; Polystomatidae
Source: the annotation of a GenBank genome assembly
AUGUAUGAUUUCAAACCGCUCAUUAUUGAAAAUCCAGAGACAGGACGUUUAUUUAAACAAGUAGUGGAGCAUUAUCACAAAGAAGUUGAAGCAUACGAACGUCUCCUCAAUUCUGCUGAGGCCCUGGCAUCUCGGAAGACAAUUUUGGCUCAAUUUUGGAAGCAAGAAGGAACCAAGAGACUCAACGAACUGGAUACUUCGAAGCGGUUAUUUGAACUGCAACUAACGGAACUUAAGCAGAGAGCUGAUCAUUUAGAGAGAAAGAAUCAGGAAAACAAAAUAAAAAGGGAUCAAUUAAGAAGCGACGAAGUCAAAUUUCUUAAAUGGCGGGCUGAACAGCUCAAGGUAACUACAAAUAUACUCUCAAUAUUGUCGCAAAUCGAUACUUCGGUCGUGGUUCCUCGAAAUUAG